AUGUCGCCGGAAGAAAUCUUGGCAGUGGCAGCCAAUGCUGAUGGGAAGCAGAAGCAGCCAGAGCUUUUCUUCAUGGAGAUGCAGUCAUUGGUGAAGGGAGGGAAAGCAUACUUGAAGGAGUUGGGCUUCAGGGACAAGCUCAUCCCACUCUUGCUCUCUUGUAUGCGAUGGGCCAUGGGACCUUUGGCGCGCAAUCACUUGGCCGAGUUGAUGUGCCUGGUAGGGUCUGUGGAGGGUCGUGCGAUUAUUCCAAUCAUUGACGGCAUACUGGAAUUCUUCAACCCCAACCCAAACAAGCAGAGCAAGGACGAGAUGACGCGGCUGAACGCGCUGAUCUGCUUGCAAGAGAUGGUCGAGAAGCAUGGCAUGUACAUCUCCUCCAAGCUUGGGACAGUCUUUGUGACCUGCAAGGGAGUGCUCAAAACAAGCGAGGAUGAGCGUGUACGGUUGGCCGGCAGCGAAACACUGACGCUUGUCAUCGACAAGCUAGGGCGGUUCGGGCGAUCCUCGCAUGAGGAAGCUUUCAAGAUAGUGAAGUUGUUGUUGUUCCAGAAGCAAAGCAGCUUGCGGGUAGCAGGAGCACAGCUGCUGUAUGCCCUCGCUGUGCACUGUGACAACUGUAUCCCGGUGGAGAAUCAGGUGGCGAACGUGUUGAAGGUGUUGAGCGAUCCGGCAUUGAGCCAGACAGUAGCGGUGAAGGAAAUGUCACUGAUCCUCGGAGACGUCCUGUACAAGAUUUCUGGAAACAAGUCUGGGGGCAGCGAGGAGGGGAAGGGGCUGCGCGACAGGUUCGGCAAGCGGCGGGUUGUUGUGGGAGUGAAAGGCGUCCACGACUUCCUGUCAGCCAUAUUCUGGAAGGACAAGUGCCCACAAUUUUUGCGGAUCGCCAUCACGAGAUCCUUCAAGAGGUUCUUCCAGGCGUUCGCUGCCUCAGAAUCCUCCACCGAGACUGUACAGAGCGUCAAGUACGUCUUAGACCUCGCCUCCCCCCGGAGCGCCUCGAAGGGGAUGGGAGAGGACUCACGGCUCAAGGCCGCGUGUGUCUCAGACGUCUUGCGGGGGGUGAGCACGUCCUUGUCGGAGGAUGGCCGGGCCCUCCUCGUCAGCCUCCUCCUCAACGAAGUGAUGAACAGAGGACACAGCCUCCUCGGCGAGCAUCGGGACCUGUCGCAAGCCGUCGCAGUCACCUGUGCUCUGGGAGAGCUGGCGUACUUGUAUAGUGAGAUGGGAGGCGUCCAGCCUGCGGUGGAGGUGAAAGACUUCCUAUUGAAGCUCUGCGCCGCUCCAUGGACUCCAACUCGCGUCGCUGCGGCUGAGGCGAUCCGGGCGUACUGCUCCUGCGCACCUGAGUUGCUGCUCCCCACACUGCAGGAAUGCCUCAACUUCCUCCAUAUGGAAGUGGGCCUGACUCAGUCGGAGAGCUCUUCGCAGAAGAUCCACGGUCUCUCCUGCUUCGUUGUCACGCUCAUGGCGGCAGCUAAGGUGCAGGUACACGGCCUCCCAUGCGCUCUGCUGGACUCCGUCAUGUCGCUGUCCAAGAUGAUGCUGAAGGAGGCAUUUCGUGCCGCCAACGAGGGGAGCAGCUGGGGUACGAGCAGGGUUGAGGGAGCCUGGGCGAUGAUAUGUGCCUGUCUCCGAUCGGGCUACGACUGGAUCGAGACUUACCUUCCGGUGUUGCCGCGGAUGUGGGCAGAGCACAUCACAGACGCGGCGUCUGGCGAUUCGGCAUACCGGGAGAUGCUGUUGGAGUUCAGAAUGAUGAGCAUGAGCGGAGCGCUGACGAGCAUCAGAGUCCUGCUGGCCGAGUGCCCGCAGGCCAUCGAAGUCCCGCAGAUAGCGCACUCGGUCAAGGUUUCAAUCCAGCACGCCCUUCAGUCGGACCUGAUCACCAAGUCCCCCAAGCUCCUGCUGGAGUCCUCCAAGUCUCUCGACUUGCACGCCACCAGAGCAGAUGGGCUGAAGCUGCGGCUCUUCCAGCUGCUGUGUGUCGCUCCUCUCAGCCUCGUCAAGCAUGACGCGCACCUGAGUAUCCUCAGAAGAACUUUCCAGGUCAUGGGCAGGGCAGCGAGCAAGCGAGGAGCGGGGACGACGCUCGUUGCCGACUUCCUCAACCCGGACGACGACAGCCUCCUCCCUCACGAGAUGGCCCGAGAGCCGCAGGCCUGUCCGCUUGAUCACUGUGAGGGAAACUUGGGGAACUGGGACGACGAUCCCGUGUGCGAUGCGAAGAUUGCGGAGCUGUGGGAUGACGUCAGUCCGUCCGAUGACAAGCUGAACUCAUCCCUCGUCAACGAGCUGGUGGACGCUGCGGUCAAUGUCUUUGUCAGGAUUUUCCCCAGCUCGAGCUGGGAGGAUCAGAGCGUGCUGAUUGUAGCUCUCUCUGAAAACGUCCUGAGCCUUCAGGAUGCUAACCAUCGCAACGUUGCCGUUCUCAACAUCUGCGCCGGGCUGCUGGGGGCGCUGAAGAGCAUGGCGGAGAAAGGAUCUCUGCUGCCAAACUGCCCAGAGUGGAGGGAGACGAUGCCUGCCAUCCUCCAGACGUUGCUCUCGGAGGGGAACCUUUUGCUCAAGAGGAUCGCAGGAGAGUCGAUCGCCCUGGUGCUCCGGCUUUCUCCCGAGAAGCAGAUGGAGAGUGCGGUGGCGAUGCUGAUGAGCCCUCCCAAGGCGCAGGAGGAGACGUUCGCUCUCGGUGCCUCGGGGAAGGCUUUCGCCCUUGGCUGCCUCUACCGAUACGUUGGGGGCAUGCGAUGCAACAGGCACCUCAACCCAAAGUCGACCAUCGAGCAGCUGAGCAACUGGAUGGGCUCCUCCUCCUCCUCCUCGAGUCUCUGCAAGGCCUGGACAGUCCACGGGAUCAGCCUCAUCAUCGAGUACGCGACGGUAGCGACGGACAACCUCGCCUUCAUGGCGCUGGAUCUGGUCAAGUUGGAACUGAAGGAGGAGGAGGCCGAGCAGGAACUGGAAGAAGCCCUUCACCCCACGUUCCUGAUGUCCGCUGCUCGGCUGAGCAGCGCAGUCAUCUCCACCAUCGGGCCGGAGAUCAUGCCGGGGAGCGACAUCCUGACUACCAUCAUGGCGAUCGUCGACCAACUCAAGAGGAGCAGGACGUGUGUCUGGAAGGCCUCUUGCCUCGAAGCCAUCUCGCUGCUGCAGAAGCUGAUCCUCUUCCUCCCCCGCGGCUCGAUCCCCUCCGACUUCAUCCUCCAGCUCAUUCCCUUCCUCAACAUGGAAUCCACCCUCCUCCACCGCAAGGCGCUGACCUGCCUGCGGCAGACAGCCGACCAGAACCUUCAGCACUUGAAGACGGCAAGGGGACUGGAGAAAUGUCUCCUCCGCCUGGCUGACAUGGACCAGGAUGAGAUCGUCCAGGCAGAGACCAAGGAGCUGAUCCUGCUGCUCAUGCUGCCUCCCUCCUCCGACAUGGAGCCGAUCGAGUCCUUCAUAACGCUGCGGGAUGUGGUCACGGGCAAGCAUGACAAGAUCCUGUUCCACGACAGCUUCCCCCCCUCUUGGGUCCCCUCGUCCUCUCCCCAGCAAGAAACGCAGGAGAAGGUGAAGGAAGAGGAGGAAUCCAAGGAGGAUCUCUUCGAACAGGAGGACGGGGAGGAUGAACUUGAAGGCUCGGAUAGCGUGGGAGCUCGCGUGUCCCAUCCAGCCGGUGCGUCCUCCUCCUCCUCUUCCUACAGCCCUCGGUGGCAGACGAGGUUCCUUGCUCUCAACUGCCUCCACCUGCUGCUGCGGAACGUUCACGAGGGCGCGGCGGAGGGGCGAGGAGGAGCGGCGCACUUCGACCUCAAGCUUGCUCGAGCGUCUGCUGGGGGAGAGAAGAAGUUUCUCAUCGCCCACAUCAACUCCAUCAUAUCCAUGGCGUACAACGCGAUCUCCUCCUCCGUCAACCCGCUGCGGGUCGCUGGCAUUACCCUGCUUGAGGUGGCGGUGCGGGUGUUUGCGGCCUCCAAGGACCCGGACGUCGAGGACGAUGCUCCCUUGCUAGAGCAGUUCCAGGCUCAGAUCAAUUCUGUGAUCAAGUCAGCGCUCAACGGCACAGCCUCUCCCUCCGUCUCCGUGGGAGCAUGCAACGUGUGCUGGGAGCUUAUCUCGAGGGAUGUGUACAGGAACGAGCCGGACGGCAUCCGCCGCAUCCUGACCCUCCUCAUGCAGUCUGUGGUCCGAUCGGUGGCAGAGAGGAAUGCCAUGUACAGCGACAUGGCGUAUGCGACUGUGCAGAUGACGUUGCUCACGACCCUUGCUCGCCUCCUCUCAGCCCAGUGCAAGGACAGAGCUCUUGUUUCCUCAGCCCUCGCUGAAGAUGGGGAGGUGCUGUGCCGGCUGUGGGCGGCGGGGAUCCGGCAGCAGGUCAGGGUGAGCAUGGUUCCUGUGGAGCUUGCGAACCAGAUCACCAUCACGGAAGAGGAAGAGACUAUCUCAGCUGGAGUGUUCCAGCAUGCGAUCCAUCCUCUCCUCGCCUCCUGCGUCCCGAGCUACUUGCGUGCUGUGGCGACUUUCGUCUCCGACUCGCUCCUCAAGGAUGCGCAGCGAGCCCACGAGCUCUGCUGCGAGGUUCUCCUCCUCACUAUCGUCCUGCUAAGGUGGAUGAUCCAGGUCGACUCCAGCAGGCAGACCAUCGUGGGCGACCCCGCCUCCAUCUGCGCAAUCGCUGCUUCCCUGCGGACGCUCUUGACGAGGAGUGUCGUGGAGCGUCUGAAGGAAGGAGGGAUCUUGAGGAGGGAGAGAGGAGAAGGGGGAGCUGGUCCGCCGCUCGAUGCUGCCGAGUGCUGGCGCAUGCUGCAAGGCGUGGCAGUGGCGAUGGUUUGCACUCCCUCCCACCUGAGCGUGGCGGACGCCGGGAUCGACCUCCUCCUGCACCUCGCCCGGGUCGUCCCGGAGCAGCAGCGUGAGGGGAGGAUGGAGGAGGUGGUUGUGGGGACGCUGCUAGCUCCGGUCAACGAGAUCUUCGUCGAGGAGGGGAACAGGGGCAGGCGAUUGCUCCGCCUCUCCGCCAAGGGGCUGCGGGAGCCCGCAGCCAUCUCGAGGAGCGCCAGGGCGUUUGCUGGGAUCUCAAGGUUCCUGCAGGAAGUCAGAGACCCGAGCUGGAGGAGCUUGCGGCGGUACGAAACGAGGAAGGAGCUGGAGGCAUGCGUUAUGACCGUCCUGACCUCGUGCUGCACGGGGCUGGACAGGCUGGAAGGGAAGCAGGACGAUAAAUCUAGGAUGGGAACAGCAGAGGAGGAGGAGGAGAAGGAGGAGGCAGCGAAGGCUCGGCUGGAGCGGAGGAGGUGGAGAGAGUCGCUGGGAGAGUGCCUGCUGGCAGGGCUGUUCGAGAUCGUGCAGCACAAGGGGAGGUUGGACAGUCAUGUGCUCGAGGCGAUCCUCUGCACCGUGACGCUGUCCGUCCCGGACGGGAAGGGAGAGGAGGAGGGGGCGAAGGACGACUUCCGUCCCCUGGAAGUUGCGGUGGUGAAGCUCAUCGUAUCGAAGCUGCCGGACAUGUUUGUCCCCCCCGAGCUCGUUGAGGGAGCGAGGGGGACGGGGAGCAGCGGGAUUGCAACCCUCAGGAGGGUGAUGCAGAACCUUCUGACCCACAGUACGCAGGGCUCUGCUCGGAGGCAGCACGCCUCCAUUCCAAGGUGA
Messenger RNA from Guillardia theta CCMP2712, 5631 nucleotides. RefSeq lists its product as hypothetical. Gene Ontology annotation, cellular component: endocytic vesicle; Golgi apparatus; membrane. The transcript is spliced from 7 exons. The record is from RefSeq and is a predicted model, not a curated record. Gene Ontology annotation, biological process: endocytosis; retrograde transport, endosome to Golgi; intracellular protein localization. Bases 1 to 5631 code for a protein of 1876 amino acids. Lineage: Eukaryota; Cryptophyceae; Pyrenomonadales; Geminigeraceae.